AUGAAAUCUUACGCCUAUCUCUCUCAUCCAUAUCUAUCUAUCUAUCUUUUCUCUCUUUUAAUUUAUAUUCAUUUUUAUAAAUUAUCUAUCUAUCUAUCUAUCUAUUUUUUUUUUACCUCUAUCGCGAUCUCCAUCUAUCUAUCUAUUAUCUAUCUAUAUAUAUCGAAUUCCGACUUUCAAUCUAUCUAUCUAUAUAUUCUCUUUAGUAUCUAUCUAUCUAAAGCUAUUUAUCUAUCUAUUCAUUUGUCUCUCUCGUUUUCUAUCUAUCUAUCUCUUUUCUAUCUAUCUAUCUAUUUAUUAUUAUCUAUCUAUCUAUUCCGUUAUAUAUCUAUCUAUCAUCUAUCUAUCAAACUCUAUCUAUCCUUUUCUUCUAUUUAUGUUUCUAUCUAUUUCUAUAUAUAUUUAUCUAUCUAUCUAUCUAUCUAUCUAUUAUCUAUCUUUCAUCUAUCAUCUAUCUGUUUCUAUCUAUCUAAUUAUCUUUUUCUAUCUAUCUCAUUUAUCUCUAUAUCUAUCUAUCUAUCUAUCUAUCAGUCUGUCUAUAUUUCUCUAUUUAUCUAUCUAUCUAUAUCUAUCUAUCAAUCAUUAAUCUAUCUAUCUAUCUAUCUCAUAUCUAUCUAUAUCUAUCUAUCUAUAUUUAUCUAUAUCUAUCUAUCUAUCUAUAUAUCUAUUCUAUUCAUAUAUCUAUGUAUCUAUCUAUCUAUCUAUCUAUCUAUUUACUAUCUAUCUUUAUCUAUCUAUCUAUCUAUCUAUCCCAAUCUUUACUAUCUAUGUAUCUUUAUAUCUAUUCUAUCUUUCUAUCUAUCUAUCUAUCUAUCUAUUGUUCUAUAUAUAUUAUCUAUCAUCUAUCUAUCUAUCUAUCUAUCUAUCUUUCUGGUGUCUAUCUAUUUCUAUCUAUCUUUCUAUCAUCCUCUCAGUCUAUCUAUCUAUCUAUCUAUCUAUAUAUCUAUCUUUUCUAUCUAUCUAUCUAUCUAUCUAUCUAUCUAUCUUUCUAUCUAUCUAUCUAUCUAUCUAUAUCUCUCUAUCUAUCAUUCUAUCUAUCUAUCUAUUUCAUAUAUAUCUCUAAACUAUCUAUCUAUCUAUCUAUCUAUCUAUCUAUCUAUCUAUCUAUCUAUCUAUCUAUCUAUCUAUCUUUCUAUCUCAUAUUUGGUCUAUCUAUCUAUCUAUCUAUAUAUUCUAUCUAUCUAUCUAUCUAUCUAUCUAUAUCUAUUUUUUUUCAUAUCUAUCUAUAUAUCUAUCCAUUUUUUUUCUCUAUCUAUCUAUCUAUCUAUCUUUCUAUCUAUCUAUCUAUCUGUCUAUCUAUCUAUCUAUCUCUCCUGUUUAUAUCAUCUAUCUAUCUAUAUAUCUAUCUAUCUCCUGUUUACGGCUAUCUAUCUAUCUAUAUAUAUAUCUAUCUAUCUAUCCCUAUCUAUCUAUCUAUCUAUCUAUCUAUCUAUCUUUACUAUCUAUCUAUCUAUCUAUCUAUCUCCCUUACAUACAGUAUCUUUUCUCAUCUAUCUAUCUAUCUAUCUAUCUAUCUAUCUAUAUAUAUAUCUCUCCUCUUUUUAUCUAUCUAUCUAUCUAUCUAUCUAUCUAUCUAUCUAUCUAUCUAUCUAUCUCUGGACAUCUAUCUAUCUAUCCAUCUCAUAUCUAUCUAUCUAUCUAUCUAUAUAUCCAUCCAUCCAUCUCACAUAUCUAUAUAUCUCUAUAUAUAUAUUAUAUCUAUCUAUCUAUCUAUCUCUCUAUAAAUCUAUCUAUCUAUCUAUCCAUCUAUCUAUCUAUCUAUUUCUGUUUACUAUCUAUCUAUCUAUCUAUCUAUCUAUCUAUCUCUCCAAUAUCAUCUAUCCAUCUAAAACAUCUCCAUCUUUCUCUUCCCUCAUCUCUUAUCCUAUCUAUCUAUCUAUCUAUCUAUCCAUAUCUAUCUCUCUAUGUCUAUCUUUCUAUCUAUCUAUCUAUCUAUCUAUCUAUCUAUCUAUCUAUCUAUCUACCCUGUACAUUAUAUAUCUAUCUAUAUAUAUAUCUAUCUUUAUAUCUAUUAUCUAUCUUAUUCCCUAUCUAUCUAUCUAUCUAUCUAUCUAUCUAUCUAUCUAUCUAUCCAUCUAUCUAUCUAUCUAUCUAUUAUCUAUCUAUCUUUUCUAUCCUAUCUAUCUAUUUAUCUAUCUAUCUAUCUAUAAAAUCCCUGAAUGUCAUUUUUUAUCUAUCUAUCUAUCUAUCUAUCUAUCUAUCUAUCUCUUUUUUCCCAUCGAAAUAUCUAUCUAUCUAUCUAUCCAUCUAUUUAUCUUUCGUAUCUAUUUAUCUGCUAUCUAUCUAUCUAUCUGUCUAAAAAUAUUAUCUAUCUAUCUAUCUAUCUAUCUAUAUCUCCCAUCUAUUUAUCUCUCCCUUUUACCAUCUAUCUAUCUAUCUAUCUAUCUAUCUAUCUAUCUAUCUAUAUCUAUCUAUCUCCCUGAACAAAUAUCUAUUUACUAA
Molecule: messenger RNA, 2442 nt
Organism: Acanthosepion pharaonis
Lineage: Eukaryota; Metazoa; Mollusca; Cephalopoda; Sepiida; Sepiidae
Source: the annotation of a GenBank genome assembly